Molecule: messenger RNA, 874 nt
Organism: Xylaria bambusicola
Lineage: Eukaryota; Fungi; Ascomycota; Sordariomycetes; Xylariales; Xylariaceae
Exons: 1
Biological process (GO): transcription initiation at RNA polymerase II promoter
Cellular component (GO): transcription factor TFIIA complex
Source: RefSeq, a predicted model, not a curated record
UACCGACCUAGUCGUAGCAUUACACCACCGGGCAAUGAAUGCUGUCGCAAUAGACAGCCGCAUCGCGCACCGACUAUCUGCCUACGAAGACUGGCACAUUGAGCUGGCCUAGGCGAUCAAAUUGAUACUUGUUUAAUCUAGCCAUUGAGGGGAGGUUUCUGGCGAGUGGAAUAACGCUAUUGAUUCACUCAUUCAGCUACGGCUGCGCACCUACUACCUGUCACAUCUUACGCAACCUCCAACUCCUUCUCUCUCUCCCUCGCAUCCGACCAAGCCUAUAAACUAUCGCUACAAGAGUACUGCACUGACCUGACAUAAAUUCAACGUCGUCGCUUCUGCUACAUUGUGUCUUUCCGCUUUGAUCGCUGCAUUAUUGGUACCACGACGAGCGGCAAUACGUAGUAGUAUUGUGCCUCCGCCACGCUGCUCGCUUCCGCGGGAGUAUUCAUCACCACGCAUGUGCAUCUAUCAUCAAACAACUCGCCCCGGUCAAUAUGUCGAACUCUCAGGUCGGCAAUGUCUACCAGCAGAUAAUCAACGAUGUGAUCGCGGCGUCGCGAGUUGAUUUCGAGGAGGGCGGUAUUGAUGACGCAGUGUUGGAACAGCUAAGGAAGGUAAGCAGCAUGCACGGUUUCCAUCAACUUCCACGCGCGUUCAAGCGAGCGGCGGUAUCUAGCCAUCGAAAUCCCCUUCAACAGCAUGCUCUGAGUAGAAAGAAAAGAAAAAAGCACAUAAAAUGAUGGGGUCGCGGAGUGUAGAGACGCUGGCGUUGGGAGUUGCUGGGCUCCUUUGCUCCCAGAGCGAAGGGCUGCCUACUGAGUCGGUCAGCCGGAGGGGUGAGAACAGGCGGGUUGGGAGACGGGGCGGGCAGCAC